Molecule: messenger RNA, 1009 nt
Organism: Odocoileus virginianus texanus
Lineage: Eukaryota; Metazoa; Chordata; Mammalia; Artiodactyla; Cervidae
Gene: RPL13
Product: ribosomal protein L13
Biological process (GO): translation
Cellular component (GO): ribosome; cytosolic large ribosomal subunit
Molecular function (GO): RNA binding; structural constituent of ribosome
Source: RefSeq, a predicted model, not a curated record
CUGGCUCUGAUUAGUUACAAGGCUCUGACGCUUCUGAUUGGCCGGGCUCACUACCAUCCCAGGGUGCUGUGGGGCACUUCCUCCUUUCCCGGCCGUGAGCCCUCAGAGGAGGCCUUUCGGCCGCAGCCAUGGCGCCCAGCCGGAAUGGCAUGAUCCUGAAGCCCCACUUCCACAAGGACUGGCAGCGGCGCGUGGCCACAUGGUUCAACCAGCCGGCUCGCAAGAUCCGUAGACGCAAGGCCCGGCAGGCCAAAGCGCGCCGCAUCGCCCCGCGCCCCGCGUCGGGUCCUCUCCGGCCGGUGGUGAGAUGCCCGACGGUCAGGUACCACACGAAGGUUCGCGCCGGCAGGGGCUUCAGCCUGGAGGAGCUUAGGGUGGCCGGCAUCCACAAGAAGGUGGCCCGGACCAUUGGGAUCUCGGUGGACCCGAGGCGGCGGAACAAGUGCACGGAGUCCCUGCAGGCCAACGUGCAGCGGCUCAAGGAGUACCGCUCCAAACUUAUCCUGUUCCCCAGGAAGCCCUCGGCCCCCAAGAAGGGAGACAGCUCUGCUGAAGAGCUCAAACUGGCCACUCAGCUGACUGGACCUGUUAUGCCAAUACGGAACGUCUAUAAGAAGGAGAAAGCCAGAGUCAUCACAGAGGAGGAGAAGAACUUUAAGGCAUUUGCUAGUCUCCGCAUGGCCCGCGCCAACGCCCGGCUCUUUGGCAUCCGGGCAAAAAGGGCCAAGGAAGCCGCAGAACAGGAUGUUGAAAAGAAAAAAUAAAGUGCUGUUGGCAACUUAUGAUAAACUUGCAGUGUCCAUGUGACCUUCGUUAUGUAAGGAGCAAGGGCCUGGGGGGACCUCGAGGGGGACCUGAGGUGUGUCUGACCUUUGUCACAACAGAGUUGUGAGGGAAGCGCUUUGGUACCUGGGAGGCUUGUGCUUAGUGAGUGUUCUUGUCUGGACCCUCCAGCCCAGGAGGUGCUGUGUAUUCCCAUUACUAUUAAAAUACUAUUUUCACAUCUAAA